This is a messenger RNA of Haliotis rufescens (red abalone), 1656 nucleotides long. Its product is annotated as proline-rich extensin-like protein EPR1. NCBI's taxonomy places the organism in Eukaryota, Metazoa, Mollusca, Gastropoda, Lepetellida, Haliotidae. The transcript has a single exon. The record is from RefSeq and is a predicted model, not a curated record. The coding region runs from base 1 to 1656 and encodes 551 amino acids.
AUGGUCACCCCCACUCUACCACACCAUUCCAAGAUGGUCGCCCCACUCCAUUCCAUCUACCAAGGUGGUCACCCCACUCCACCCCACCAUUCCAAGGUGGUCACCCCCACUCCACACCACCAUUCCAAGAUGGUCACCCCACUCCAUCCCACCAUUCCAAGGUGGUCACCCCCACUCCACCCCACCAUUCCAAGAUGGUCACCCCACUCCAUCCCACCAUUCCAAGGUGGUCACCCCCACUCCAUUCCACCAUUCCAAGGUGGUCACCCCACUCCACCACACAUUCCAAGGUGGUCACCCCCACUCCAUUCCACCAUUCCAAGGUGGUCACCCCCACUCCAUCCCACCAUUCCAAGGUGGUCACCCCACUCCACCACACAUUCCAAGGUGGUCACCCCCACUCCAUUCCACCAUUCCAAGGUGGUCACCCCACUCCACCACACAUUCCAAGGUGGUCACCCCACUCCAUCCCACCAUUCCAAGAUGGUCACCCCACUCCAUCCCAUCUACCAAGGUGGUCACCCCCACUCCAUCCCACCAUUCCAAGAUGGUCACCCCACUCCAUCCCAUCUACCAAGAUGGUCACCCCCACUCCACCCCACCAUUCCAAGAUGGUCACCCCACUCCAUCCCAUCUACCAAGGUGGUCACCCCCACUCCAUCCCACCAUUCCAAGGUGGUCACCCCCACUCCACACCACCAUUCCAAGGUGGUCACCCCCACUCCACCCCACCAUUCAAAGAUGGUCACCCCACUCCAUCCCACCAUUCCAAGGUGGUCACCCCCACUCCACCCCACCAUUCCAAGGUGGUCACCCCCACUCCAUCCCAUCUACCAAGGUGGUCACCCCCACUCCACCCCACCAUUCCAAGAUGGUCACCCCACUCCACCCCAUCUACCAAGGUGGUCACCCCCACUCCAUCCCACCAUUCCAAGAUGGUCACCCCACUCCAUCCCAUCUACCAAGAUGGUCACCCCCACUCCAUCCCACCAUUCCAAGAUGGUCACCCCACUCCAUCCCAUCUACCAAGGUGGUCACCCCCACUCCAUCCCACCAUUCCAAGGUGGUCACCCCCACUCCACACCACCAUUCCAAGGUGGUCACCCCCACUCCACCCCACCAUUCCAAGAUGGUCACCCCACUCCAUCCCACCAUUCCAAGGUGGUCACCCCCACUCCACCCCACCAUUCCAAGGUGGUCACCCCCACUCCAUCCCAUCUACCAAGGUGGUCACCCCCACUCCACUCCACCAUUCCAAGAUGGUCACCCCACUCCACCCCACCAUUCCAAGAUGGUCACCCCACUCCAUCCCAUCUACUAAGGUGGUCACCCCACUCCACCCCACCAUUCCAAGGUGGUCACCCCCACUCCAUCCCACCAUUCCAAGGUGGUCACCCCACUCCACCCCUCCAUUCCAAGAUGGUCACCCCCACUCUACCCCACCAUUCCAAGGUGGUCCCCCCUACUCCAUCCCAUCUACCAAGGUGGUCACCCCACUCCACCCCACCAUUCCAAGGUGGUCACACCCACUCCACACCACCAUUCCAAGGGGGUCACACCCACCCCACCCCACUUUUCCAAAACGCUGUAUCCGCACUUGCUGAAUGCACAAAUACCUCCCAAAGCAACUUACGUUUGCCAGUUGUGUAUAAAUGA